GUGGGCAGGCAAAACAAGCCACAUGCAUAAGGAGGGAGCCAGAGGCACAGAGAGGGAGUGUGUGUGAUCGUGCAUGUAUGUAUGAAAACACUGCGCAUGUGUGACUGUGAGGCGCACUGACUGGAGGAGGAGAAGAAAAGGAGUAAUGAACGGCAGCUGAGCCGAGAGGAGAGAUAACAGCGGAGGAGAGGGAAGGAGCGAGACGAGAGAUUUACCUGAAGACCAGAAGAAAGAGACGGGCAGAGAGACAGGAGGGAAGAGAAGAGGGACGUGCAUGCAGAGAAAAAGCGGCGCAGAAGCUCAGGUCGCUGCCCAGAAUAAGCUGAAUACAUUUGGGCUUGGGGGAGAGGGAUGGAGAAAGAGAGACCGGAGGGAGACGCUCAGCCACAGCUCGGCGGAAAAGAAUCACGGGUGGGAGAGUGAAGGACAAAGGUACCACGGAGGAGAGGAGAAGGGGAACGAGGGAUGCGGAGCUCAACGACACCAAGCCUGGACAUGACGCAUCCACCUUGUAACAGCUUCCUCCAUCUUACAUCCCCUCCAUGUUUGCCUCCCUCCACUGCUGCCACUCGUUGUUCAUCCUUCUAGAAUCGUAUGGACAGGAGAGAGAGCAUCCUUCCCCCUGGUGAGACAUCCCACUGAACAAAAAGACUGAGCGGUUUAUCCUCUCAAUACAACAUCAACAAUAUCGACAGCAAGAACUGGAACAGGAAUCGAGGAGGCAAGGAAAGGACUGGAACAAGACAAGUGCGUAGGCAGACAGGUAGAUGGACCAAAGGAAACGUUACGAGUCACUGAAAAAAAGUGGAGACAAGCACAGAGGCAUCCCUCAGACUGUUAUCACUUCUUCUGCUCAGCUGGGAGGACUGUCUGAACGUUAAACCCUUCACUCCCACCUCUGAGGAAUUCAGGAGCCUUGGAGCUUGAAGGAGUCAUUCCAUCAGCUUUCCAGAGCAUUAUGGGACAACCCUGUUUGUUAUCAAUAAGCCACUGAGAGGGUCACACAGGGUCACCUGACCAAACAGGACCAAGAGCAGAGAGAAAGACUGGAGGUUGUUCUUUCUUUCUCACGCACUCGAGUCGAUGUGUAACACCUCCACAGCCAAAAAAACAGGAAGUUAAGCUAAGUGAGAACCAUGUGUAAAGGCUAGUUUGAGAAGACAAGAGUUUCCUUGGCAGGCCACAGGAUAUAGUUUAAGACAAUACCUUUUGGACCUUUCUGAACUGCCUGAACUCAAUCCCCCCCCCCCCUCAUAGUGUGAAUGCAGAAAUCCACCAACCUGUACUGUAUGUAUAUAUGUGAGCAUCUGUGUGCAUAUGAGAUUGUUUAUCAGUGUCAUCCCUGAGUGAGAACAUAUCUUUGUGCUAAAGUACUAACUGUCCUUGUAUGUGAAUAUACAUUUCUGCAAAUAACCAUCAGAGACAGCACAGGAACAUCAGCAGCAACAAAAAAAACUACCUUUAAGUAGUCAGCACUGGUCAGACACUGUAAGCUGGACUGUUAAAUUAUCCAUACAUAUCAACAGAAUAAGAGCUGCAGAGUGCGGUGCUCUGGCUGAGCUCUUCCAUCUGUCUUCCCUUCACAAAGAUACAGGCUGACAGUAGCGCCCGCCAAGUGGGAUCUCUGAGGGAAACAUGGAGGCAACCAUCCGUCCCCAUGUCCCCUCGAAUGGCUGACUCCAGAGAAAGAGCCUAAUCUUUUCCCCCUUGCCCAGAACCAGGCAGGGGUGUCCAGCCGUGAUUGGAGCCACAGCCCCUCUCUCUUCCACCUCCAGAAACGUGCGAAUGUCCUGCCUCAGGCGCCAGCCUGUCACCAUCCCCAUGGACACCGUCAAGAUCAUCCAGUCGGAGAAGUUCCCCCGAGAGUGCCCUGUUCCCGUCACCCAGCCUCGCUAUGCCCCGCCCCCCAGAGUGGCAUGGGACGGCGGAGGUGAAGGCGAAAUCAUCGUCAACCAGGCCUGCAGCGACCUGACCCUGGACAUUACAGGGUCUCCCCGGCAGAUGGUUUCCCCCUCAGCCCCCGUGACGCGCCGGGAGCAGAGCUUCCUGGCGCAGCGCAAAACCAGUGCCAACGAAAUCUGCUACCACCAGUUCCACUACAAGAUGGAAGACGUCAUAGUCAACCAGUACGUGCUGCGCUCCUCCUCCACCACCUCCUCCACCUCCUCCUCCUCCUCCUCGGGACCCGUCAUGCCCUGCGAGCCCCUGGACUGCCCCACCUGCGGUCACACCUACAACUUUGCAGGCAAGCGGCCGCGCAUCCUCUCCUGCCUGCACUCGGUGUGUGAGGAGUGCCUGCAGAUCCUCUACGAGUCCUGUCCCAAGUACAAGUUCAUCUCGUGUCCCACGUGCAGGCGCGAGACAGUGCUGUUCACUGACUAUGGCCUGGCUGCUCUGGCCAUCAACACCAGCAUCCUGAGCCGCUUGCCCUCUGACCCCAACGGGCCCGUGCAGUGGGGCGGGGACGCCGACCGCAGCUGCUACCAGACUGUGCGCCAAUACUGCCAGUCGGCCUGCACCUGCCAGAUCGCCAACCCCUUGUCCUCCUGUGGAAUCAUGUAGACAAGGGAGGACAAUGCAGGCACGACUGCACCCGACCCCCCCUCACCACCACUCUUUUCGUCUAUAAGCUCUACCCUUUCUGCCAACCCCCUCUCUCACACACACAUACAGUAAAUAAAUCCCUCCACAGAUGUUAUCUCUAUAUAUUUACUAGCACAGAUGGAUGCUAUGUGGGACUAAUGGAUGCCGAUGGUUCAACAAAUAGUAAAUAAAUGUAUUUUAUGUAUGGACUGGAAUCCUAUUCACCCUCUCUCGUUUGGUUGGACGUGUUUGUCAUUGACAUCUCUUUACAUGGGAAUGCCAGGGGAGGUCUAUCCCCCCCAACCUAGGUGAAUAAAGAUAUAAUAAAUGAUAAAAGUAA
This is a messenger RNA of Anarrhichthys ocellatus (wolf-eel), 2923 nucleotides long. It is a transcript of the gene rnf208, whose product is annotated as ring finger protein 208. NCBI's taxonomy places the organism in Eukaryota, Metazoa, Chordata, Actinopteri, Perciformes, Anarhichadidae. The record is from RefSeq and is a predicted model, not a curated record. Gene Ontology annotation, biological process: protein ubiquitination. The transcript has 2 exons. Gene Ontology annotation, molecular function: ubiquitin protein ligase activity. Bases 1786 to 2562 code for a protein of 258 amino acids.